AUGGUCGAAACCGAUAGCCUAAGUUUUAUCUUGUCUUGCUGUUCCAUACCAUUUUACAUCAUUGGACUCAUCGGCAAUGUGUUGGUCAUUCACUUUCUCUCAGGAUGUGUUGGUCAAGGGGAUUCAAAUAUCAAUCUAGCGAGGAAGAUUCACUUGAUUGUAUUUGACGCUCUUUUUUUGAUACAAUCGGUAGUCAUGGUAUUUUGCUAUGGUUCCUUGAUCAGAGGUCUCUACUUCACCAACGCAGAAUGCCAAGAAACUGAAACCACUGAUGGCGAGAGAAGAUCGGAGAAGAAGAAACUUGUUAUCACAUUCCCUCUAGCGACUGUCGGGUUUUUGAUCGGUUAUGUACAUUCCAUGGCCUUCUAUACAGUUGUUACAUUUCAAACCAACGCGAAUAUAGAUAUCAACCUGUACUCUGAUCUCGAGAAUGGGUUUCAGUUUUUGUUUGGCUACAGUCUAUGUUUAAAUCCACUCGUUUACGCUUUUCGAAGUGCCCAUUUUAAAGAGGGAUUCAGACGCGUUCUAACAACUUGUUGGAAAGCCAACUCCACAGGAUGA
Porites evermanni is the source of this 561-nucleotide messenger RNA. The record is from the annotation of a GenBank genome assembly. NCBI's taxonomy places the organism in Eukaryota, Metazoa, Cnidaria, Anthozoa, Scleractinia, Poritidae.